GCCGAGUGUCCACUCCAUUUGGUGCGCAAUCGUUGUGCAAAUCAGUGAAGUGCCUUGUAAGCAGUGGCCUGUGGCGGCGAACCGGCGUUGAGGUGAGAAAGAGCUAAAAGCUCAGAGAGCUCAGGGACCUUACUAAUUCCAAUUGAAGGAAAAAAUCUAAGACGAAGGAGAUGAGUAGCGGCGGUGGAAGGAAAGGGCCGCCGAAGCACCAUAACAGUUUUGCCUGGAAGCCUAACGGCGGGAAGAAGAUCAACGAAUCAGAACUUGGGGGGAGGUUCAAGCCUUACUCAGAGAUAACUGGUGUUUGCGCACGCUGUAAGGGUCAGAUAGACUGGAAGCGGAAGUACGGAAAGUACAAACCCCUGACCGAGCCUGCCAAAUGUCAGAAGUGUUCGAAAAGGAAUGUUCGCCAAGCUUACCACAAUAUCUGUAAUGCUUGUGCAAAGGAGCAUAAUGUGUGUGCCAAGUGUUCCUGUCGAGUUGACCACAUCAUUGGAAGAGAUUUAUCAGAAAUAGAGGCUGAGAAGAAGACCCUUGAAGAGGCAAUAGCAAAUGCACGUGAGAGGGACAAGAGGAGUCUACUACGAUCUAUGAACAAAGGAAAAUCUCUCAAUUCAGCGAAAUCCACAAGUCAGAAUGGCAAAGUGGGUGAAGUAGUCCCAGGGUCCUCAUCAGUUGAACAAGACGCUGGAUCCACUCAUGGUGACAAUGAUGCAAAAACUUCAACCCAAAAUGAUG
Cuscuta europaea is the source of this 738-nucleotide messenger RNA. NCBI's taxonomy places the organism in Eukaryota, Viridiplantae, Streptophyta, Magnoliopsida, Solanales, Convolvulaceae. The record is from the annotation of a GenBank genome assembly.